AUGGGAUUCUGGCGUCCUGGGUGGCAGCUAUAUCCGCUGUAGCCCGUGUUCUUUUUAAAUUCCCUUUUGCAAUCGAGGUGUCAGAGGUCGUCGAGUACAUCAGGGGACUGGGAGUACUCGUCCAGCCUUGUGUGGGGACGCUGUGAUGUGAUGAAUGCAGCCCGAGGUGUGGCCUUUAUGAGACAGGGGAGCUGCAUGUCAGCCUGUCUCCUGCUAACCAGCCUUUGAAGUUGGCUCUUUGGGGAUUGCAUUCAAACAGGCAUACACUGGUGAAAUUGAUGUCAUUCUUCCAUGUUCUGGAACACUUGGCAUAACGGGAAUGGUCAGCCUGCUGGCGUGGUUCAACUUCGAGGUGGGAGAUUCCGGAUGGGAACAAACACUCGAGGUCACAAAGCUGGUGAAGCUCCUGUCCAGGAAGUGUCCGUGAGCCCUUUUGCCAUCGACAUAGUUCCUGUCACUAACAAAGAUUUCAGGGAGUUUGUAAGGAGCACGAAGUUCCGGACAGAAGCGGAGAGUUUUGGGUGGAGCUUUGUCUUUGAGGACUUGGUCUCCCAGGAGCUCAAAAAAAAGACCACCAGGCGGGUGAAGAAUCUUCUCUGGUGGCUUCCUGUGGAGGGGGCAUUUUGGAGGCAGCCUGCAGGUCCCGGCUCUGGCAUCAAAGAGAAAUUGGAGUUCCCUGUGCUUCACGUGAGCUGGAACGACGCUCGUGCCUACUGCGCUUGGCGAGGGAAACGGCUGCCGACGGAGGAAGAGUGGGAGUUUGCUGCUCGAGGGGGUCUGAAGGGCCGGAUUUACCCAUGGGGGAACAAAUUCCAGCCAAACCGCACCAAUCUGUGGCAGGGAAAGUUCCCUACAGGUGACACAGCUGAGGACGGCUUCCCCGGAGUCUCCCCUGUGAAGGCGUUCCCCCCACAGAAUGACUACGGGCUGUAUGACCUCGUGGGCAAUGUGUGGGAGUGGACAGCAUCCACAUACCCGGCUGCUCACGAGGACAUGCGUGUGCUCCGGGGGGCGUCCUGGAUUGACACGGCCGAUGGCUCCGCCAAUCACCGGGCCCGGAUCACCACCAGGAUGGGCAACACUCCAGAUUCAUCCUCGGAUAACCUCGGCUUCCGCUGUGCUGCCAAUGCCGGCCGGAUCCCGGGAGAGCUGUGAGCAGCCAUGCCAAAGAACCGGAAGGAAGUCCCCCCAGGAUACCUGUGUCAUUCAUUCAUCACACAGCCACGCGCCAGGACUUCUG
Ochotona curzoniae (black-lipped pika) is the source of this 1240-nucleotide messenger RNA. RefSeq names its product sulfatase modifying factor 2 (gene SUMF2). Gene Ontology annotation, cellular component: endoplasmic reticulum. The transcript is spliced from 9 exons. NCBI's taxonomy places the organism in Eukaryota, Metazoa, Chordata, Mammalia, Lagomorpha, Ochotonidae. Bases 292 to 1155 code for a protein of 287 amino acids. The record is from RefSeq and is a predicted model, not a curated record.